UUAAAAAUUAGAGGGAAAGUGCAUGUGUAUCGCAGUCUUUGAGCUAGUAACUGUCAAAAAAGUCUUCCGUUUUGUCAAGUGACGCCAUUGUGAGCCGUAACGACUUUUGUCUGCGGAGAGUUAAAUCUCAAUUUUCUUAGACAAUCUUGGUAAAGAAAACAUACAUAAUCCAUAAAAAUGGCAGAUGAUAUGCCCACAUUCAAGUGCGUACUUGUCGGUGACGGCGGUACCGGCAAAACAACAUUCGUCAAACGACAUCUCACUGGAGAGUUCGAGAAGCGAUACGUCGCUACCUUGGGAGUUGAAGUUCACCCGCUAGUAUUCCACACCAACCGCGGCCCUAUCAGAUUUAACGUAUGGGAUACCGCUGGUCAAGAGAAAUUCGGCGGUCUCAGAGACGGAUAUUAUAUUCAAGGACAAUGUGCCAUCAUCAUGUUUGAUGUAACCUCCAGAGUAACCUAUAAAAACGUUCCCAACUGGCACAGAGAUUUAGUUCGUGUAUGUGAAGGCAUUCCUAUAGUACUAUGUGGAAACAAAGUUGACAUCAAGGACAGAAAAGUUAAAGCAAAAACUAUUGUGUUCCACCGGAAAAAGAAUCUGCAGUACUAUGACAUCUCAGCCAAGUCAAACUACAACUUCGAGAAGCCCUUCCUUUGGCUAGCAAGGAAGUUGAUUGGAGAUGGCAACUUAGAGUUUGUGGCCAUGCCUGCCCUGUUGCCCCCAGAAGUCACAAUGGACCCACAAUGGCAGAACCAGAUUGAAAAGGAUCUCAAGGAGGCACAAGACACUGCCUUGCCUGAGGAAGAUGAAGACUUGUAAAUAAAAUCUUUGUAAUUUAAAUUCCCAGUGCCCUCUAAUGUUUGGAUGAAAAAAAGGCAUAAUGUGUAUUCACAUGUGUAUAGUCAUAUUUUAACUAAACUUCAUUCCAUUAGGUUCCAAGUGAUCAAGAAGUACACUAAUCAGAUAUAAAAUUACCUAACAUCUUCACUUGCUUUUAGUUUUAUGCAUAUGCAAAAAGCAUUUCCUGAUUACAUUUAUAGGUAUUUAUUUUAUAUAAGAUCUAAACUGUAUUAGGCUCCAUCUGACUGUUUCAUUAGAGCUGAAACUAAAGUUUGUAUUACACUAGAAAUAGAGGUUAAUCUCCUUAUUGUCGGGAGUAGGAAGUGGGUGUUGCAAAUAUUUGUACCUAUUGGAAGCUUUUAAUGUUAUUUAAGUCUUAUUGAGCAUGUGUUAUGUAUGCAAUAGAUUUAAACAUGAGGCUCCAUGUUUGCUUUACUAAGCCAGCCUUACAUGAUUGUUUCUUUUUCUAUAAUAAUCUGUAUUUAUUGUUCAUGUAUUUUUGAAAUAAACUGUAAUAGAUUUAACCACAUUUUGCUAUGUAAUUCCAAUUCUAUCAUCCCUCAGCAGAUAAUGGCUUUUGAUGUCCACAGAUCUAAUUAACUCAUGUUUUUGUUACUUUAUAUAAGGACUGACAAUAUAAUUCACUUCGAAAUUGUGGUGAUACUUUUGAAUAAAAAUUGAAAGCAA
Messenger RNA from Pectinophora gossypiella (pink bollworm), 1527 nucleotides. RefSeq names its product GTP-binding nuclear protein Ran (gene Ran). Gene Ontology annotation, cellular component: nucleus; cytoplasm. The record is from RefSeq and is a predicted model, not a curated record. The coding region runs from base 178 to 819 and encodes 213 amino acids. NCBI's taxonomy places the organism in Eukaryota, Metazoa, Arthropoda, Insecta, Lepidoptera, Gelechiidae. Gene Ontology annotation, biological process: ribosomal subunit export from nucleus; protein import into nucleus. Gene Ontology annotation, molecular function: GTPase activity; GTP binding. The transcript has 3 exons.